CCAUAUAUUCGUUCGAUCACGUAAAUUUCAAGGAUGACUUUACUCUCCGUCGUUUUCCAAAUAAAGCACUUGCUACGUGUGCCAUAUUCUUUAUUAAGCAUUAGUGGUAGUAGUAUGUGCGGUCAGGUAAAUAAGAAAAUGAGUGUUCAAGAAACUGUCGAAGAUUUAACCCAGGAGUGCAUUCAACUGCGACGUAAUCUUCUCGCAAUCAGCGAUCGUAAAGAGCGAGAAAAAAUUGUUUUAAAUCACAUUAAAGAACGUGCGCGUGCUGAUAUACGAGUGAGCGACUUUCAAAAAGGUUUAGAAUGGUUCAACGUAUCAAAAGGAUUGUCAAUGACAGCGGAUCUUGCUGGAAAGAUAAUUAUACUUGACUUCUUCACUUACUGUUGCAUUAAUUGUAUGCACAUAUUACCGGAUUUGGAUGCAUUGGAAAAGAAAUAUCCUCCUGAGGAUGGAUUGGUGGUUGUCGGAGUACACAGUGCAAAAUUCUCCAAUGAGAGAAACUCGAAGAAAAUUUUAUCAGCUGUCCAGAGAUACAAUAUCAAUCACCCAGUGGUGAACGAUGCUAAACUCUCGAUGUGGCGAGAUAUUGGGAUCGUUUGUUGGCCUAGUCUCGUUAUUUUAGGUCCUAAGGGUCAACCUCUUUUCGUAUUAGUUGGUGAAGGGCAUCGAGAGGAAAUGUUCACAUACGUGGGAGUUGCCCUCGCAUAUUUCAAUUCACUAAAAGAAAUAUCCGAUCACGAGAUUCCAUUGAAGCCAGCACAACACUUGUUACCGUUGUCCAAAGACGUUAUUCUUUUUCCUGGCAAAGUACAGACUUUCGAAUCACAAAAUAAUGAACGAGUGAUCGUUUCCGACACAGGAAAUAAUAGGAUUCUUGUAAUGAAACCCGAUGGCACAGUUGAGCACGUAAUUGGAGGCUAUGCUCCCGAUUUCAAGGAUGGAAAUUUUAAGGAUGCAAGGUUCAACGGACCACAAGGUGUCUGCGUUUUAAGCGACAUUGUUUUUGUCGCAGAUAAUGAGAAUCAUGCUAUUCGCAAGAUUGAUCUGGAAAAAAAAGUCGUUAGUACAAUUGCUGGAACAGGUUCUCAGGCACAGGAUUACGUCGGUGGCAAAAUUGGGACAGAACAAGCAUUGUCGUCCCCUUGGGACGUAGCAAUUUAUCAUUACAAACAGGACGAUCGUGAAGUACCGGUACUUCUAAUCGCUAUUGCGGGUACUCAUCAAAUUUGGGCUUUCUUUUUGGAAGACACAGUUUGGUGGAAAAAAAAAGUUUACAAGGCUGGAACGUGCGUUGCGAUUGUAGGAAAUGGAAGGGAGGAAAAUCGCAACAACGCUUAUCCACACGCCGCCAGUCUCGCUCAGCCCUCGGGACUCGCGGUCGCCCAAGAAAUAAAAGCAGUAUUUUUCGCCGACAGUGAAAGUAGUACGGUCAGGAGAGUUCACAUGGAAGAUGGGAAAGUUAGCGCGGUCGCUGGAGCUGAUAGGAAUCCAGCGAAUUUGCAUAAUUACGGCGACAUUGAUGGGCAUCAAUACAACGCCAAACUUCAGCAUCCUUUGGGACUAACAUGGGACAAAAAAGAAAAAGUUUUGUACGUCGCUGACACGUACAAUCAUAAAAUUAAAAAAGUUACCCCCGAAGGAAACUGCACGACAGUUUAUGGUGCUGGAAAACCGACGGAAAAUCAUGUUUUUGACGAACCAAGCGGCUUAGCGAUAUCGUCUAAUGGAGAUGUUCUAUUUAUUGCUGACACCAACAACCACUGUAUCAAGGCUAUUGAUAAAAGGGAUGAUCACACCAUCAGAACCUUAUCAAUUAAAUUACCAAAAGACACUGGUCGUCCGGCGGACAAAACUUUCAACUUUGAAAAUUCACUGAACAAAGAUGGUGGCGAAUUGACAAUUUCGUUUGACGCUAUAUUCGAAGAAGAUCUUAAAUUCACACCAGAGGCACCACAAAAAUGGUCCCUCGUUUUGCCAUCGGACGAGUGGACGACUGAAAAAUCGUCCGGAAGCUUUACAACGCCGAUAAACGUAAAAAUCCCAAAGGGUGAGGGAGUCAAAGAACUUAAAAUAAUUCUCGAUCUAGUAGUUUGUAAAACGGACGAGUGCAUACCAAAAAAAUUCGCAAUCAUAUUCGCCAUCAACCAGAAAUCCGAUGCGCCCACUGUUGUUCGCGAAUCGAAGAAACUCGAGGUCAAAUGACACUCUAAAAAAUUAAUAAAAACAAUCGAGUCGACGAAAAAGAAGAAAUAAUAAUCGCUAAAAUUAUUACAGAAUUUAUAUGAAAUGCAGAUAUUUAUCCAAAGGCAAAAAUGACAUUUUUCCUGAUAGAAACCUUUCGUCAUGCACUCAAACUUCCUAGUGACUCAAUCAUUCUUUUCUCCAUUGCUUCUGAUGAGAUUUUCAUUCCCCCCUUUACGUCGAUUGCAAUAAAAAAAAUCAUGAUUACCAAUGAAAUAUGAUUCAAAGUGAUCAUAACUUUUAACGUAACACUGAAAUCUCGUGCGUCGAUUCUAAUGAAGCCUGAAAAUGAGGAUCACUUUGAAUUUAUUUUUUAAGCCCGAGAUUCAAUUAAUCAAAAUCCUUUUGUGUCGAUUCUUUGUUUAAUGCACUGUUGACAUGACUUCUUAAAGAUUUCGGAUGAGCUCCAUGCUAAAUAUUUUGUAUUUUCUUGCAACGAAACAAGUUUAAAGGUAUUUCGAGCAAUUGUAUUUACUGCCGUACGCUGAACGUUAAUCAUUGUUUUAUUAUAAUUCCGUGCAAUUUUAAAUAAUGCUUCCCAUUAUCACUCGUGACAAAACCGUGGUUUUUUUCACUUUUUUAUUACACAUACACAAUAGAAUACGACGAAUAUAUAAAUAAAUGAAAGGGUGAUCCUAAGGAUCGCGUGCAAGUGUCUUCGACAAUCGUGUCUUCUAAAUAAAGAUUUUUAUUCAAGUUGAACAUGAUAAA
Venturia canescens is the source of this 2955-nucleotide messenger RNA. RefSeq names its product NHL repeat-containing protein 2. Lineage: Eukaryota; Metazoa; Arthropoda; Insecta; Hymenoptera; Ichneumonidae. Gene Ontology annotation, molecular function: protein binding. The transcript is spliced from 9 exons. The coding region runs from base 34 to 2205 and encodes 723 amino acids. The record is from RefSeq and is a predicted model, not a curated record.